This is a messenger RNA of Neomonachus schauinslandi (Hawaiian monk seal), 1329 nucleotides long. RefSeq names its product neuropeptide FF receptor 1 (gene NPFFR1). The transcript is spliced from 4 exons. The coding region runs from base 1 to 1329 and encodes 442 amino acids. Gene Ontology annotation, molecular function: neuropeptide receptor activity; peptide binding. The record is from RefSeq and is a predicted model, not a curated record. Gene Ontology annotation, cellular component: membrane. Lineage: Eukaryota; Metazoa; Chordata; Mammalia; Carnivora; Phocidae. Gene Ontology annotation, biological process: G protein-coupled receptor signaling pathway.
AUGAAGGAUCCUGACCUGUAUCCUCCUUUGCUUCUAGGGGAGCCCUCCCAGCCUCCUAACAGCAGCUGGCCCCCAAGCCUGAAUGGGAGUCAUGCCAAGGCCACCCCAGCUGUAAACCUCACCUUCUCCUCCUACUACCAGCACUCCUCCCCAGUGGCAGCCAUGUUCAUCGUGGCCUACGUGCUCAUCUUCCUCCUCUGCAUGGUGGGCAAUGCCCUGGUCUGCUUCACUGUGCUCAAGAACCGUCACAUGCGCACUGUCACCAACAUGUUCAUCCUCAACCUGGCCGUCAGCGACCUGCUGGUGGGCAUCUUCUGCAUGCCCACUACUCUCGUGGACAACCUCAUCACUGGGUGGCCCUUUGACAAUGCCACGUGCAAGAUGAGUGGCUUGGUGCAGGGCAUGUCCGUGUCGGCUUCCGUGUUCACACUGGUGGCCAUUGCCGUGGAAAGGUUCCGCUGCAUCGUGCACCCUUUCCGCGAGAAGCUGACCCUGCGCAAGGCGCUGGUCACCAUCGCGGUCAUCUGGGCCCUGGCCCUGCUCAUCAUGUGCCCCUCGGCCGUCACGCUGACCGUCACGCGCGAGGAGCACCACUUCAUGGUGGACGCCCGCAACCGCUCCUACCCGCUCUACUCGUGCUGGGAGGCCUGGCCCGAGAAGGGCAUGCGCAGGGUCUACACCGCCGUGCUCUUCUCGCACAUCUACCUGGCGCCGCUGGCGCUCAUCGUGCUCAUGUACGCGCGCAUCGCCCGCAAGCUCUGCAAGGCCUCGGGGCCCGCGCGGCCGGGUGGGGACGCGGCGCGGGAGGGCCGGCCGGGGGCCCGGCGGCGGGCCCGCGUGGUGCACAUGCUGGUCAUGGUGGCGCUGGUCUUCACGCUGUCCUGGCUGCCGCUCUGGGCGCUGCUGCUGCUCACCGACUACGGCCAGCUCAGCGAGCCGCAGCUGCAGCUGGUCACCGUCUACGCCUUCCCCCUCGCGCACUGGCUGGCCUUCUUCAACAGCAGCGCCAACCCCAUCAUCUACGGCUACUUCAACGAGAACUUCCGGCGCGGCUUCCAGGCCGCCUUCCGCGCGCCGCUCUGCCCGCCGCAGUGGGCCGGGCCCAGGGAGGCCUACUCCGAGCCGCCCGGCGGGCUCCUGCGCGCCCCGGUCUCCGUGGAGGGGCAGCCCAGCGACUCGGGCCUGCCCUCCGAGUCCGGCCAGGGCAGCGGGGCUCCCCGGCCCGGCCGCCUCCCGCUGCGCGGGGCCCGGGUGGCCCACCACGGCUUGGCCGGGGAGGGUCCUGGCUGCGGCCCCCUGCCCCUCACCAUACCGGCGUGGGGUAGCUGA